GAUUGCCUUCUGGCAAACAUUAUCGUGACACCGUUUUGUGCGUGUUGAAGAGUUGGUCGGGUUCGAUCGGUUCUUCCGCUGUAUCGACCGGUCCAGUUGGUGGCCGCGCGGUUCUGAUCCAUGAAUACAGUGAUAUAGUAAUUUUCCUCGGUGUGCAUUUACCGUGCAUCGUGGUACAACCAUCCUGCGACAAUUACUCGCGCAAUUCACUGAUGUAGAACGAUAUGGCUAUCAACAUAAAAUUCACAAAAUUCGACAACACACCAUGGGGAUUUCGAUUGGCAGGUGGAAGCGAUUUUCCACAGCCACUGACUGUCAUCAGAGUCAUAGAAGGGAGCCUAGCAGAAUGCAUGGGCAUAAAGGUCGGCGAUGUGGUAGUGAGAUUAAACGAUCAACCCAUCAGUAAUUUAACUCACGGUCAGGCACACGAAGAAUUAAUGCGAGCAGGAAAUAAUUUUGUUCUAGGGGUACAGAGAGGAGAAGAUUCGCUGAAAGCUGUGGAGGCAUUGUCCGACGAGAACAUCGUCCCCUAUAAGAUCCCGCUCGCAGAUUUACCGCCUGUCUUCCCAGAGCAAAUCUUGAAAGAGGAAAGAACUGUGAUCGAGCGGCACGAGGAGAUAAAGUACGAGGUAAAGCCAGCAGAAGAGGAGGCGAAGCCAGAGGUAGAAUCGCUCCCGGAGAAGCCUAAGGACGCAAAUAGCGAGAUUGUGCCGAAUGAAAAUCUUACGGACGACGAGAUCGCGCAAUUGAUCCUCGAGGAAGAGGAACUGUUGACCGACAAAGGGGUUUUGGGGGUGAACUUUAAGAAACUCAAGCCCCGUGCCACUGUUCUAAGGCAAUCGAAGGUGAUCGAGGAACUUCAGAACCUUGCCACAGCUGAACCACCAUUGGUAGAACAGUUGAGACGUACCUCGGUGUUCCUACAGAAACCACAGAGACCGAUACCGGCGCCACGUAAGAAACAGGAGGAACAAGAAGAAACAGAAGUCGAGUCGUACAAAGUCGUGAUAAAGAAGCAGAAAAGGAGGAGCGUGACCGACCGACUGCUAGAGAGGGGUCUGCUGAAACCCGAGGGCACGAGCACUCCGGAACCUCCUACUCCUGAGGUAAACAUGGAAAAUAACGAAGUGGGGACGAAAAUCGAGGAAGAGGGUUCGUCGAUCGUUUCGUUAAUGCCGCUCGAUGAUGAUAGUCUAAGCUCGCAACAACCACUCGAAUCGCCCGCCAUGUGUUCCGUGGUGGUGUCCUCAUCGUGUCUCGAACUUCCGAUCGAGACCUGCUCGAAUCAGUGUUCUCUCGAUGCGGAAGAACCUGAGGCUCGUACGCAAUCGGAAUCGGAUGUUGCACCGGUACAGUUGUCGAAAUACAGAGAGAACGUAGUAUUAGCGCGACGUGCGCCGAGCAAGCGCAAGUUGAAGAUUUUCUACACGAGAGGUCAUUACUUCCGAAGGUGUCUGUUCGGGAAGAAAAGCCACGGUGACGUUAAGAAACCGAUUAAAGUAAAGCCUUCGUUCAGGGAACGCUUGCAGGAAAGCGACUUCGUGCAAUCGAACGAUCGCAGCAUGGAGCAGCUUCAAGAACUUCCACGUCGCAAUAGCAUCGAGAAAUCUUCGAAAUCCAGGAUCAAAGGUCGUUACCUUGAGACGUACUUGAAGCGAGAGGAUAAUUGGAUGAGGCGAAUGAUCGACGGGCUGUUCGAGAAACCCGAUAGCUUUUCCUCCAGUAAAUUAUUCGAUAGGUUGUUAUCGAACAAAGAAAUCUCUUUGAGAAGAACCCGUUACGCGGAGAAAAUUCUCAUUCGAAGCGUAGAAUUCGUCGCGGUUCGCCUUCGUUCCGAUAUUCUCAAGCAUUUCGAGCAAGGAUGUUCGAAGGAUGUCGAUCUCGCGAAUUCUAUAGAAUCGAAAUCGCGUAUCGGUAAACGUUUGUACUUUAAGGGUCGUUACUUUCAGCGCAUCUUUUGGCGCAACGUUGUCCGUUUGAUGAACUACAUCAAGAACAUGGUGUCUUGGAAGGAAGUUUAUAACAAAGACAGAAGGAGAAGUUCGGUGAUUAAGAUGAAAGGUCGUUACUUAGAAACGUAUCUACUCGAGAAGGCGUUCUUCGAUCUGCACGAUCUUCGUGGCCGUUUUUCGGCAUACCCAAGCGUAGUCUCGUCAAGGAAAAAAUAUUUUGCCCGAACUCGUUACGUUGAGCGUAUCCUUAAAAAGCACUUCGAGUCUCUCGGCUUAAUCAUAAACUAUAUUCGCUGCCAGGUUCUCCAAGGUAUUUCCGAUUAUUCCGUCGUUAUUCCAGGCUGUUCAUCCUUGAACUCGCGCCAAAGCGACGCGUCUGUUUCGACCAUGAAAGAAGGCGAUAUCCUCUCCAAUUUGAUUCGUUCUUCUAAAGAUUUUAUCUCGACCGAGGUUUUCCAUCGUGGAAGUAGACGACUCUCAAGAUCGUCCAGAGGUAGCAUUUCCACCGGCUCCACGUAUUUCUCGAAUACCUUGGCCAGUUGUCUCUUCAAUUGGCUUCCUAUAAAAUUCUCCGGAGUAUCGAUGAAUCGAGAGAUUAGCGAUAAAAAGAUUAUCGAGGAAAACGAUCGCGACGGUCGUAGGCUGUCUUUCGUGCCAACCAUUCUGUACGAGGGACUAACGAAUCGUAUAGACGUCGAUUUCACGAAAUUGGUAGCAUAUGCGUUUGUACCUUGUACCUCGAUCAUUCUACUGUACAUGUACAAGUAAAUUCUCCGAUCGAUGAUCAGUCCAGCAGACGUCUAUCUAAAUAAGUUCACCCCAGACGGUACUAUUAAUGAUUACGAUUAUGUUUAGAUUUAGAACGACAUCACUUGUUCUAGGACAUCCUAACAGACGCUAAAUCAUCAUGGGCCAUCUGUAACCGUAUAAAAAAAAGAAAAAAAAAUGAAAAAGUGUUCGUCGUUCGUAAAGUGUGUGUUGUAUCUUCUGUCCAAUGUAACCGUAACCCGUUUCUCGUGACUAGAGGUAGCAAUUGUACUUGUUCUUAGGGCCGUGCAGCCAGAAAGCGUAGAGAUUCAUCCAUUAACUAAAUUAAUCGCUAACAAAUCGCGAUGUAUCUUUUAUGACAAAAGUAACGAUUUGUCUCUCGAAGCGUAUGUCUAAGCUAACGGCAAUGAUGCACGGCCCUGCAAGUGCAUUUAACAUAGUACAUAAAUUAAAAAAAGCAAGAAAAAAAAGCAGAAAAUAAUAUUCAGAAUGAUCGUACUCGCACGUCGAUUCAUUGGUAUCUAUCUAGUUUAACGAGUGUAGAGUAUAAAACGAAACUUCUGAGAUCUCGCGUUAUCAUGCACGCGCAGAUCGAUGCAUGUAAUAUCUACAUAUAAUUACCUCAUUGUCAAUGUACUCACGAUGGAUUGUCGAGAGAAAAGUACAUUCGAAAUAAAAUGCAUAUAUCUGGAUGCACCCAGUGCUAAAAUUCUCGAUAACCCUUAAUAUCGAACGGAGCAAUCAGGACGCUGCGUUUCGUCAUCGGGAUGAUGAUUCUCCCAAAAUCCUGUCUGUUUUCCGGAAACGGAACCGGCACUAAUUCAUCGUUACGUGUGCAAGGUACUCGUAACGGUAACGUACGAUUGGAAGUGCAUGCGCAAUCGGAGAUCGAGUGAUAGAAUAACGAGAAAAACAGCACGUGUCGAUGGACAAAGUGGAAAUAGAUCAAAGUACCGACGCGACGCAUGGAAAGAAAUCAUCCGAAUUUCCGUAUGCACUUCAAUCCCAUUUCGUUGCACGACAGACCAGACAAACCAUGAUUCACCGUUCACCUUCCCCCGGCCCCAUACUCUGUAGCUUCUU
This is a messenger RNA of Eufriesea mexicana, 3803 nucleotides long. RefSeq names its product PH domain-containing protein DDB_G0287875. The coding region runs from base 225 to 2720 and encodes 831 amino acids. The transcript has 6 exons. Gene Ontology annotation, biological process: actin cytoskeleton organization; muscle structure development. Gene Ontology annotation, molecular function: actin binding; muscle alpha-actinin binding. The record is from RefSeq and is a predicted model, not a curated record. NCBI's taxonomy places the organism in Eukaryota, Metazoa, Arthropoda, Insecta, Hymenoptera, Apidae. Gene Ontology annotation, cellular component: filamentous actin; adherens junction; stress fiber.